GUAUAUACCUAUAUCAACGAUAUCAUUAUCGCUAGUAAGAAUAUAGAAGAGUACCUUAAAUAUGUUGAGACAGUUCUUAAUAUCCUUGACAAGGUAUAUAUUCACAUUUCAAUAGAAAAAUUCUUCGUAAUCUACCCGUCAGUGAGACUACUUAGCUAUAUGGUCAAUAGCGAAGAAGUGGCUAAGACGGACGAUAGGAUCGCUAUAUUUAAGAAACUCAAGUUCCCUAAUAUCCUUAAGAUCUUAGAGUAG
Molecule: messenger RNA, 252 nt
Organism: Thermothielavioides terrestris NRRL 8126
Lineage: Eukaryota; Fungi; Ascomycota; Sordariomycetes; Sordariales; Chaetomiaceae
Exons: 1
Source: RefSeq, a predicted model, not a curated record